This is a messenger RNA of Xyrichtys novacula (pearly razorfish), 9960 nucleotides long. The record is from the annotation of a GenBank genome assembly. NCBI's taxonomy places the organism in Eukaryota, Metazoa, Chordata, Actinopteri, Labriformes, Labridae.
GUCUGCAUUUCCUCCUCUGGCCAACUUGGCGAAAGUGUCACCAGGACGACACUGACAGACUUCAGCAAAGUUUCUGCCCCGCUGUUGUCCCGGCCCUCACAUGGCCCCCAGCACGCAACUAAAGGAGGCUAUAGCUGACGUUCAGGAUGGUAUCCGUGCCAUCCUGCUCGGACCUCCCGGCGCCGGAAAAGGCACUCAGGUGAGGGAGAGAUUCCCCCGGUGAGCUAACGGAGCUAGCUGUUAGCCGUUAGCUUUUAGCUCUGUGUUAGGGCGCGUGGUCGCUACAGGUGCUAACUCUAGCUCAUUUAUGUGAACAGCAGGUUAUUUUUAGGAGUAUAUGUUUGAAAACACAUGUCAGAUUUCUUAUUGAUUCAUUUAAAACUCAUUGAUUCAAUGUUUUAAUGAAUACAGCUCAAAAACACCGGGACGCUGAAUUUUUUUGUAGGGUUCUAGACUCCGAUUGGUUAUUCCUUAUGGCUGUGAAACGUCAUCGUCCGUCGGGUUAGGGUUAGUGAUGGGCAUAGCAGUUUUUUUUAGAUGUACUGAACCACUAGAUUCGGUUCACUAGAAAGAUUUGUUCAAAAGAUUCGUUCACCAAAUCACCAAAGCAGCGAUCAGUCGUGUCAUCUAUGUUUACAUCAUCUAAUGUUUACAUCUUAAGGCAUCUUUAUUCUCUCUGAGGGGGCGAUUUGUUUAUUUUGUCUUUCAUACCUGCAGAAACACUCAGGGCUGUAAACUAGUUCACUGUAUUAUUUAGUAAUUAUCUACAUUUGUUGUAAUGCUGAGUUGAAAUGGUUUUUAUAUUUUUCUAAGUGUAUCUUAUUCAGUUUGCGUAGUUUAUAUGUUAAUAAAAUGUUGAACUAAUCUCUAGUUUCUUUAGUUUUUAGUACAGAUGUUUUAAAACAGGCAGUCGUGACAAUGAUUGAGAUCGGACGGUAUGACAAAAUAUAUCGUGAUCAUUUUGGCCAAAUCGCCCAGGCCUACGUUCUGUAGGCCUGGGCGCCAACAGCUUGAGUGUGUGAUGAGUUUCACAGCCAAUCAGAGGCAAAGGAGGCGGGACCUUCCCCUACAGCUGCAGUACGGAGCAUGGAGGGCUCCUGACUACUGCUGUAGUUUUGGGAGGUCAAGUGACUUAAAGAGCGCAGAUAUUUCCCAUAAAAACACUUUUACACGAUAAGGAAGACGUUUACAUCUAAUAAAGCUGUUAUAGAUCCUGACAGAACUUGCUUUUGACUUGUACACGGGAAUAAAACGAGUAUCAUCGAGUCAAUGUGCAGCUGACAGGAAGGGGCUUGUUAGGACUGCACAGCUAUGAAGCUUAUUUGUGAAUGACUACAAUAGAUUUAUAAUCUCUGCUGAAAAUUCUCGGGUCUCAGAGCCAAACUAAACAAUCUGCCACCACGCUGACUGGGCACAUUACAAUGAAAGUGAACUGACUGUCUGCAGAUUAUCACAAUGUACCAUUUUAAUCAUUUCUGAACAGCUUUAAAGACAAAUCAUCUCCUCUUCACCCUACAGGCCCCCCGGCUUGCAGAGAAGUACUGUGUUUGUCACCUGGCCACCGGAGACAUGCUGAGGGCCAUGGUGGCUUCAGGCUCAGAGCUCGGCAAGAGGCUAAAGGAGACCAUGGACGCAGGCAAACUGGUAACUGUCUGCUCCUCUCUGUCCUCUCAUACUCUCCGGGGUGUUUCCUCUGUCUGACUUUCUUAGGCUCCCUGUUGAACUUAAAGCCCUUUAUGUUCAGUCCCACAUGACGACAUGUGUCUCAUGUUUCAGUCGAGUUCAGCUUAAUAGGUGAAAGGCAGCGACCAAUCUUUAUUCUCCCUUUGCCUCAUACUGGGGAUGUCUAAUCUUGUUUUUUUGAUCCAGUAUAUGCUGAUACUUAAAGCUCAUGUAGGCUGCUGUUGAUACAGAUAUAUACACACCAUUUUAUUGUAAAGAAUUAAAAGUUUCUCCUGUGACGGAACAUGUUUGUUGCUCUUAUUGUGACGGUGUAUUUACUUUAGAACCAGACAAACAGGACUAGUAUGUAUGGCUGUACUUAUGCAACAGCUGUUUGUUUCCAACACUCUAAAACAGCCGACAUAUGUAAGCUGUCGUCAUGUGAACAUAAUUAAUGCAUCACCUUUUUGUCCAGUAAUUCUACCUGCACAAAUUUGAAUACCUGCUGAUACUGAUAGUUAACCUUUUAGACUGUUAUCUGCCGAUAUUAUAUCAAUAGUAUCGCACAUCCUUACUCCACAUGGAUACAAAGAACAUGCAGACACAGGGCUCGAUGACAGUGCGACCGUUUCACUCGCAUUUGCAACUAAAAAUAGACUUGUGCGAAUUGUAAAAUGUAUUUAGGGACACUUGCGUAUAAACAAAAUCAGGCGAGGCAAAAAAAUGUGUUUUCAUGUAAAUACCGUGGUGAAGUUAGUUCUAGGUUGGAUAUCUGAUAGACAUUCAUGGCAGAUUUUGAGCCUUUCCUUCAAUAGCGUCCAUGUCAUAUGACCAAAAGACCUAAAAUUGAUUUUAGAUAAAAGUACUUAUGUCGACUAAUAAGACAAACAUUAUUUGAUCAAUUUUCAUUGUGCCUCUAAAGUUCUUUGUAAAUGUGCUCCUUGUGAAAAGUUAGUGUCAGGCCCUGAGGCAGAAUAGCGUCUGUGCAGGAUAUAUGGGGUUAAAGUUUACAUAGAUAUAUCAGAGGAUUUUCUUUGUUUACCUGCAGGUCAGUGAUGAGAUGGUCGUAGAGCUCAUAGAGAAGAACCUCGACACGGCCCCCUGCAGGAACGGCUUCCUGUUGGACGGAUUUCCUCGCACAGUCAAACAAGCAGAGAUGGUGAGUGAGGCCUGUGUUUCAUGCUGCUUCUUUUCGCUGUUGGCAACAAAUACGACUGAUAUUAUUUCAUUAAAAACACAUAAACACAAAUCAAAAUCUCAAUUAGACCUUAAGAACGUGGAGCUCUUAAAACAGUGUACAGCGAUAUACGCCAGAGACAGACUAACUGAUGAACAAGCCUGAGCUGAGUCCCUGCGUCUUACGUUAUCCUCGCAGCUGUGUUAGUUCACAGCAAUCAGCUGAGCUGGAGCUCUUGUCUCUCCGAGUCUGACGUCCGAGUACCAGCGCUGAUGACUCGGCUGUCUUGACUCAGAAAUGAUGGACGGAUGAAGAGAAUCAGGCUGUGGACGCUACUCGCAGUCAAAGUGGUGACUGUUUUUGACAACCGCACAAAGUCACAGCUUCCCUAAACUGCAGUAAAUGUCAUGAUGAACACAGAAAUUAAAAUUCACAUCAGAGAUAUUCUGUCAGAAACUACAGUGCACUGAUACUGAACAUAAAUUUAACCUGAGUCAUAACAGAGUGAGAGUUUAAAAAUGUUUUAAUGGACGUUAGAUUUGUGACGUUUCUUAAAUUUUGCUCCUUUUCUUCUGAUCUCAGCUGGAUGACUUGUUGGACAAGAGACACGAGAGGCUGGACUCUGUGAUCGAGUUUGCCGUCGACGACUCUCUGCUGGUCCGCAGGAUCUGUGGCAGGUAGGAGAGAGAAUGAAUAAUUCAUGACCAGAGACGGUCUGUUGUUUUUCCCUGUGGUUUGUGGUUCCCCUCGACGGGGCUUUUUACUCUGGCGGAGAAUUUCCUCAUUCUGUCUACGUGUUGAAUCGCACAUACAGGUAGAAGGGGACAGCGAGAUCAUGUUGGAGGGAAAUGGAGUUUUAAAGUGUGCGAUUAACAGAGACGAUGGCCUGAACGGGGUCAGGAUUUAAAAAUAGACAAAGAAGAAUCAAAAAGAGUAAAAACAAAUCAAGCCACAGCUCAUUACUGACACUGAAUAUAGUGUAUUGAUCCCAAUAUAAGGUGUUUUUCUGAUCUAGAUACAUCUGGAUGAAGUAGCAUCAUCUCAUAUUUGGGGUUAAGUUGUUUUUUUUACAAUAUCAGCUCUAAAAACAGGACAGUACACUGUAGCAGCAAACUUUAAAAUCCACUCGCAAUGUGAGACCGGCAGCUUUUUCUGAACUGAAAUUACAGGUUAAAAAUGGCCUCAAAGUUUUAAAAUGAAUACAUUUGAAAUGAAAAAUGAUGUGAUUUACAACCGUUUGACUGUUAUAACAAAAGCAGAAAUGAUUUAAAGUUCCUCUUCAUUUACAAACCUCAACAGUAAAACGGUCAGUAAUGAGUCUGUCAGUGAUCAAACCAGAUUAUCAUCUAUAUGUUGGUAUAUUUAGGUGUAUGCCGCUGUUGCUUUUUGCACUGUGACGUCUCUUACAACGUCAGGAGCGCAGAGGACACUAAUGAAGAAGUCCCGCUGAUUGUGGCUCAAAAAUAGACCAAUCAGAGAGGAGAGGAGGCGAGAGUGGAGCUAGAAGGAUCUCGUUGUUGCUAACUGGGGUGGAGGGUGGAGGGUGGAGGUGGGGAUGAAUACCAGAUCUGAACAGUGUGUUCUGGCUGACGCUUUUAGGACCGGACGGUUCAAACCGCAGCUGUUCACAGCGGGUGGCACAUCUCCAAAUACGUCUGUAGAAAUCACUGGUGAUGGAAUCUAAAGCUUCAUAAACAAACACACACAGAGCCGGUUUCCACUCGUUAGCCUCUAACAAUCAUGAAACGUAUGAGUGGAGCAGACAGAGUGGGAGCUGUGGGUCAGAUUGUGUUGUUUAUGCAGUCAGGGACAAAUAAAGAAAGAUGGAUCGGCUUUAGAUCAGCGCUCACCUCUGCAAGUGUUCUUCUCUUCACCUCAGUCUUAUUAUGAGGGUCUCCUUUUCAGAAAGAGACAUUCUGACUUUCUUAUGGUCCUGAUUUGAGUUGUUUUCCCCCUCAAAGCUUGUUAGUGACUUCAGAAUAAAGACAUUUUAUAGCCGACUGGCAGAUUUUGGUCAAAAUAACAGCAACAGAUACCCUGAAUUUCCCUGCAGGGCGCCGAUGGGUUGCUGCUCUCAGCGCCCCACGUAUGGAGGCUUGUUUAAAUUCGCGGUUAUGACCCUUUGCUGCACGUCUUCCUCCACUCGCUCCAAAAAUCUGAAACAUAAACUUUAAAAACUGAUUUUCCGUGUCGAAAGAAUCAGAGUUGCUCAGAAAAACAAACCAGGGGUGUGAGAUUUGGUAGGAACAGGCCUGUGCAAGUAGACCAGAGAAUGGUAUGUACAGAGGCGUUAAAAACAACAUAUGUUCAACGUGUUUUUGCACAUCCUUACUCUCAGGUUUAUAUCCUACUUUAACCUGCUCUGGUCGGACAGAUUCACCACAGAACAGGAAGAGGACACAGUUUCUUAAUCAUGUCUGUUUAACCAAAAUGAAACCCAAACCAGGAGGACCAACAACCUGCAGGUGUCUUCUUCUUCUCCUUCUUCUUUCAGCCUCCAGCGCCGGUUAUUCCCCCUGCUCUACUUUCUGCUCUGACCUGGCGCCAGUUCACUUAUGUAAGCUCCACAGGUCGAGGCCAAAACGAGAACUACAGAGAAAGUUUCAGACCUUUUAACAGCGUAAUUGUCUGUGUGUCUGGUUGUAUUCUGGUACAUUUCCAUCUCCCGAGCUCCUCUGCCCCCACUGUGCGGCAAAUCAUUAUUUACAUAACUGUUUUGAAACCGUUUAAUGCAACACGCUGUGCUCCAAUUUGAAGCUGACCUACUCAUUAAACCGGCGGAGCUGAACCAGUCGAACAUUAUGCUGCUCUUUAAAAAACGUGUUUGGGUGUUUGUUGUCGCUGCACAGCGCUUGUCCUCUUUCUCCACAGCUGCAGCUCGACAUUAUUCUCACAUGAAACCGAAUAAAAACACAUUUAGUUUGAAAAGAGUCGUCUCUCUGUCCACGGGGGUCCUUUUGUGAGGAGGAGGAGGCCGGCUGCUGCCUUUUCAGACCCAAGUAGGACAAGGGCAGCGAGUGGGAUGUGAGAAAGGACGGUUAAGUAGUUAGUGAGUCACCACGGCUGUCUAACCCUCAUCUGUCCUCCUCCUCUUCGGCUCUCACUCUUGAUUUCUUUUCCGUCCUCGUAUCGCCGCCGCCCCCCCUUCACCGUCUCCCCUCUGUUUCCCCAGACUAAUUCAUCAGCCGAGCGGCCGCUCCUACCACGAGGAGUUCAACCCCCCUAAAGAGCCCAUGAAGGAUGACGUAAGUAGUUUCACUAUCAACCCACUUAGGACCCACUUCUGGCUUAACGGCCUCCUACCUAAAAUCAUUUCCAGCCUGGAAAUGUGUGACAAUCCGCCAAUUUCAGACAAAGUGCUCUGACGUAUUUAGAAAGGAUGAAACGCCUCAGACAUUAAGUCAUAAUUAAGUACGCGGAGCGGGUUCUCGUUCAUAGACGUCAUUCUCUCUUCACAUUAAAGAUCCAGAGAUGAAGACGAGAUUUUAUAAAUAUCAGAAAUAGAUUCAGAAGUUGUCUGAGAGAUAUUUUCCCUCAGAGUUGGAUAAAGACAAAGACAGAUAAAGGCGUUUCAGAGAUAAUCCAUGCAGUUAAAGGUCAUAUAUUUUACAUUAAGAGGGUAAGGUUCCUGUGCAGAUGAUCAUCAGCUGGAUUUAUAGCUGGGUGCGUCUGUAGUUAAUGACUGUGUGCUUUGGUGCGGAGCUGCUCCAAUCACAGGCCGCUCGUUUAUCAGCGUGUGUGUGUGUGUGUGUGUGUGUGUGCGUUUGCUGCCGUCAGACGGCUGCAGAGUUUAAUGAAGUGAAGCGGGAGGCUUUUAACGCGGCAUCAAAACAGAACCGAGAACAAACACUGAAACCUCAGAUCAGCCACAGAUACAGUAUCGAACGCCAAUCCCUCCAUCGCCGUGUCGGUUCAUUCAUCAGCUGUGCGUCAUUCACCGAGCUUGUUGUUGUCGGUGUUUGUUCAUAAAUGACUGAAUUGCUCACCUUACUUUUCCCAUCAGCUUUGUUUUAAAAUCCUCCGAAGAGAAUAAGACUGAUGUGUCACCGAGCUUUGUUUCUCCUUCUCGUUUGUUUACCUCAAACAGCUGAGCUUUGUUUCUCCUUCUCGUUUGUUUACCUCAAACAGCUGACAGGCGAGCCGCUCAUCCGCCGCAGCGACGACAAUGAAACAACCCUUCGUUCCCGCCUGGACGCCUACCACCGUCAGACUGUCCCUCUGGUGGAGUACUACAGAGCUCAGGGUCUGCACACGGCCAUCGACGCCGCCAAGAGCCCGAACAUCGUCUUCGCCUCCAUCAUAGCUGCCUUCACCGCCGCCACGGAAAUCCCCGCACGAGCCACCGCCUGUAAAGACCAAGUGUUCUUCGUUUAAAAAGCCCUCUUUCAUUCUUUCCCUCCAUCGGGUUCUUCCCUUCUGUCAUGGGUGGAGAUUAUACAAGAGUUGAUUAAGUGUCACAGCGGCAACAAAAUGUAACUCAGCGCAGUGUAAACGUGGAAGACGGCGCUUCAGAGAGGAAGAAAACUCACAAAGUUUCACUUCUGUGAUCCCUGUUGUAGAAACAGGAGGAGUUUAAAGUCCGGCAGAGAGCGAGUCGAUGUAGAAGUGAUCGAUAACCAAAAAAACAUACUGGAGCUCGGCGUACCGUGCUGCUUCUGCCCUGUGUGUGAAUAGAAAUGACAUUUACAGCUCUGACAUUUGCUGCGCACGUUUUAUAGAGAUCCAAAAAUGUAAAAAAUAUCGACAUCUGUGGCAGAUUGUUUGCCUUAGCUGGACAGGUUUGCUCUUGUUUAAUCAAUGACUUUGCCCUUUUCUCUCCCUCACCCUCUGAUUCUCCUUCACAUUCGCUGUUUCUCCUGUAUGUCACACAAAGUACUUCUCCUCUACCUUCAGUCCCACACAGACCGAAACAUUAUAGAAACACAAGAUCUUUAUUAUUUCGUUUCAAACUGAAGGAUGCAAAUCUGACGCUCUUUUAAGGAUGAGGGGUUGGAUCACUCGCCCCGUGUACAGAGGUUUUAGUCCUCUGGGUUCAGUUUACCUUCUCUAUCUACUCGCCUGCUAUCUUAAAUGAAUACACAAGAGUCUUAAAAUACCAAAAUGACAUAAAUAUGUGAGACAGUCUAGGGUUUACACGGAGGAAUAUUUCUUCUAUGAAGCCGGGGUGAAGAAAACGGUCGUUUGGAUAAAAAAUUCUGCACUCUCCUUCUUGCACUAUGACUAUAUAUCGUAUAUUUAAGUGCAGUUUUCAAUGCUAGUCUUCUAUCAAGUGUUCAUUUUGCCAAUUCCUGAAGCUUAAGAAAUCUUACCAGAAACCAAAUAUGCAUUAUAAGCAUGUUAUUGUGUAAGGGAUCAAAUACAGUGAAUGGGUAGUCAUGCAGAUUUGAUCCUAGCAGGGUGUCCACCGCGUCACCCUGAUGUUAUUCUAAUUUUCACCAAUCAAUAUUCUGAUUAUUAUCCAGCUGCUGAUAGAAGAGUUCUGAUUUAUUUACUGUCGAUACAGGGUUUGGACCAAUCAGAAUCAAGUAUCAGACACAGCUGGGUAACAAAUGUGAUUGUAGACUGUGUGAAUAUUUGGUGACAGUUUGUUUUAAAGGUUUUGAAAGAAUGAGUUUUGUCUCCAUAAGGGGGCGCCUGUGUAUCCUGAAUCAGAGGUGGAUAUAGUUACAGAAAUUCUGCUCCAGUCCUGACAGAAACAGGCUUUGUGUCGCAGCAGUUUGUCUCUAGAUUGAGUCCUUAACUGUGAAAUAUAAGUGGUUAUUCUGCUGCUCUUCAUGGCCAGUGAUUCACCUGAAAGUCCUCCUGAAGAGGCUCCUUUCAACUCUAUAACUGAGAUUAAAACCAUCAUGUUUGAAGUUUACUCAAACCAUGAAAGGGCUUGUUGCAAAAAGUGUUAAUAGAAAUGUAAAAUAGAAAUUUUUAUCACUUCCCUUCUUUCUAAAGUGAGGAGUGUUUAUUUUUAAAGGAAAUGUGUUCACUUUAUCGUCCAGAGUUCAGAGGCCAGUACAGACCGAUUUCCAAAGACAUGGUUUCAGUCUGUGACAGUGAAAGUUUCAGUCCUCAUCUCGCGGCUGCUCCGUCUCUUCGCUGCUCCUCAGACGUCACGGUCUUUGUGAAGUGAGCUGCAUCAAAGAGACGAGCCGAAGGAUGUCGGUGGCUUAAACCUUCAGAGAAACUCCCUCUCGGAAAUGUCUUUGUUUCUAAAUCUCCCAAAGGUGCCCUCCCUCUGACCCUUUUUUUUUUGUUCCAUCUUGACCUAAUUCUCCCAAAGAAAUACCCUUAAAUUUUUACUCACGGGCACGAAGGAUUGGGUGAAAAAAUCUCAAACAAUCCACUGAAGUGGCACUUGUUUUCUCAGACGUGUCGGUCACCCGCUGGGCCUCUGAACGAUCUGUGACAUCGAUCUCAUGAGGGAUCGUCCUUGGAUCCUUCAUUCCUCCUUGACCUGUUAUUUUCCUCCCAGCUCUGUAGUCACCUGGUGUUUGUGAUGAGUGGAAACAUCUUGCAUGCAGACUGUGUCACCUGCACUUUCCCCUGAAUACUGAUGUGUUUCUAUGCUCUUGGGGGUUGUUUGGAUGAAAAACAAUAGCAGAUGUUUAGCAGUCCCAGGCGGCAGAUUUCAGUCUCUCAUGCUGAAUUUCCUUGAAUCAUGUCACCUGUGUUCAGUGAAGUCUAGAUUCUUUUUAAAGCUGUGAAUGUACCGACCUAGAUAGGAAUCUUUUCCGUUUUUUUCUUGACGCCUAAAUGAACGUGCACUUUGAAUCUAAUGCCAGCCCUCAGCUAAUUGCACUUGAAGAUGGACAGGAUUUCUUUUUUUCGUCCAUCACUCUUGAAGAUUCCAGCGUUGAAAUUACCAAAAACCUUGCGGUCAUGGCUUGACUUUUUCUUCCCCUCUCUCCCUUUUCUUCCAGCUGGUUGAAUCCUGAGCCGUUCCAUUCCCACCAGAGAGAAGGCUGGGAAAAGAUCUUGAGUGGGUGGACAUACGGAGGGGAGGGGAAAACUGGCUUUAUAAGUUAAGGUUAAUAUUGCGGUGCUGUGGGACUUUCAUUUGUCAGCAGCACUUAUUGUCCCAUUACUCAUGUUUCCCAUCUAAUAAAUCCCAUUCUUUCCGACAACCAUCA